Molecule: messenger RNA, 3485 nt
Organism: Theobroma cacao (cacao)
Lineage: Eukaryota; Viridiplantae; Streptophyta; Magnoliopsida; Malvales; Malvaceae
Source: RefSeq, a predicted model, not a curated record
AUGGGGGCUCAAAUACAUAGCAUCAAAGACAGUCAGAUCAAUGCCACCAACAGAAGGUCCAUCCUCCCAAAGCACACUCAACUUUUGUUACCCUGGAAUCAAUCCAAUUCUCCGAAGUCUCAUUGCCAAUGGGCAGGAGUGUCUUGCUGCUCCAACAAGAGUUUUCAGGUCAGAGCCUUGAAUCUAUCAGGCUUUGGGCUAUCCGGUAUAUUAAACAACUCUGUCCCUUAUCUUUGCCUCCACAAGUAUAUGGUCUCUCUUGACCUCAGUGGCAACAGUUUCAGUGGUAACAUACCUCAAAUGCUGGGAAACUGUGGCCAACUCAAUACCAUUCUUCUCAAUGAUAAUGGCUUUGGAGGGUCAAUCCCUCAUCAAAUUUUCAUGUCGAAGUGGCUUAGAAGGAUUGACUUGGGCUAUAACUCUCUAUCUGGUGAAAUUUCCCCUGAGGUAAGUCUUUGCACAAAUCUGGAAUAUAUUGGACUAUACAACAACUUUCUAACUGGAGAGGCUCCAAGUGGAAUGUUUUCUUUACCAAAUUUGAAGUUCAUCUAUUUGAACACAAAUAACCUCACCGGUUCAUUACCUGAUUUCACACCGUCAUGUGGAAUUUUAGAUCUUUGGAUUCACGAGAAUGAAUUUUCCGGGUCUUUACCGCGUACCCUGGGAAACUGCUACAACCUUACUACGUUUAUAGCAUCUUACAACAAUUUUGGAGGGGUCAUUCCACCAGAGACUUUUAAGGGUCUUUUGCAACUUAAAGUUCUGUAUCUUGAUGAAAACAAUCUAGAGGGGGAAAUUCCAGACACUUUCUGGAGUCUGGAAAACUUACAAGAGCUUGUUCUUUCAGGGAACAAGCUCAAUGGAACAAUUUCUGAGAGGAUUGCUCAAUGCAAUCAGCUAGCGGUUAUUGCUCUUUCAGGUAAUAAUUUGGUUGGUCGCAUUCCUCAGUCAAUAGGAAAUCUUACAGGUUUAACUUAUUUAUUUAUCUUGAACAACAUGCUUAACGGCUCAUUACCUCCUGAGCUUGGAAACUGCAGUUCACUUGUCGAACUUAGGCUUCAGCACAACUUCAUUGGAGGAAGUAUCCCUCCAGAAAUUUGCAAUCUCGAAAGUCUUGAGGUCCUUUUUAUGUUCAGCAAUCAUAUUGAAGGCCGCAUUCCACACGGAAUUGGCAGGCUGAGCAACCUGGCGCAGUUGGCUUUGUAUAACAACAGUUUGACUGGUGGAAUCCCAACUGAAAUUGUUCAUUUAAAGAAAUUGAGAUUUCUAUCCCUGGCUCACAAUGAUCUCACUGGGGAGGUGCAAUUUGAGCUCAGGAAAAAUUUUCCUGCUCUGGUCAGAUUGGACUUGUCAGGGAACCGCCUUAAUGGAUCAAUUCCAUCCGGAAUAUGUGCUGGCGGUGAUUUUUCAGUUUUAGCCCUUGGGAACAACCGUUUCAGUGGGAGCUUUCCUACUGAUAUUGGAAAAUGCUCAUCCCUCAAGAGGGUGGUCCUUAGUAACAAUCUUUUGCAAGGGCCUAUGCCAGCAGAUUUGGAAGAGAACUCUGGAAUUUUCUUCCUGGACGUCCAAGGAAACUUGCUUGAAGGAAAGAUUCCCUCGGUGUUUGGUCACUGGACCAAUCUUUCAAUGCUUGAUUUCUCACGAAAUAGGCUCUCUGGCUCUAUACCUUCAGAGCUUGGGAAGCUUGAGAAUCUACAAAUUUUAAGGGUUUCUUCUAAUAGACUCACAGGGAGCAUUCCCUCUGAAUUGGGUCAUUGCAAAAAGAUCAUCAAAUUGGACCUUAGUGCCAAUUAUCUUUCAGGAAGUAUUUCUUCAGAGAUAUUAUCAUCGCCAAAAUUGCAGAGCCUUCUACUUCAAGAGAACAAACUCGUUGGAAUUAUUCCUGAUUCUUUUUCAUCCCUCCAAAGCCUAUUGGAAUUGCAGCUUGGAAGUAACAUGCUUCAAGGUCCCAUUCCAUGCAGUUUGAGUAACCUUCACCAUUUCAGUUCAGUUCUUAAUUUAAGCAACAACAGGCUCUCUGGUGAAAUACCUGCAUGCCUUGGCAAACUAGACAAGUUACAGAUUCUUGAUCUCUCGAGCAACAGUUUCUAUGGCGAGAUACCAGCAGAUAUGAACAACAUGAUCUCCCUCUACUUUGUGAACAUAUCAUUCAAUCACCUCAAAGGAAAAUUACCGUCUGCUUGGAUGAGGAUCAUAGCUUCAUAUCCUGGAUCUUUUAUCGGAAACGCAGAACUUUGCCCGCUAGGAGAUGAAGCUGGUUAUUGUCGGGAACUUAGAAAAGGCAACGGCAGGGGAAGGGUGCUGGCUGGUGUAAUUACUGCUGUGGUGGUCUCCGUGGCAUUGCUUUGUGCAGUGAUAUAUAUAUUGGUAGUUAGACUCCUACAAAAGAAACAUUCUUAUGAUCAAACUCUUCUCCAUGAACGACAGUCUAGAACCGAAGAUCUACCGGAGAAUUUGAAAAUCGAAGAUAUUAUUCGUGCUACAGAAGGAUGGAGUGACAAGUAUAUCAUCGGAAGAGGCAAACAUGGAACAGUUUACCGGACAGAAUCUUCCGACUCUAGGAACCAAUGGGCUGUCAAGAAGGUGAAUUUGUCCGACACAAACUUCAGACUUGAAAUGAGAACUCUGCGCUUAAUUAGGCAUCGGAAUAUAUUGAGAAUGGCAGGUUACUGCAUUAGAGAUGGAUAUGGAUUCAUAGUUACCGAGUUUAUGUCUGGCGGGACACUUUUUGAUGUCCUACACCAGAGCCAACCCCGUUUGGUUUUAAACUGGGAUACACGACAUCGUAUUGCUUUCGGUAUAGCUCAUGGCCUUUCCUACCUACACCAUGAUUGCGUGCCACAGAUUAUCCAUAGAGACAUCAAAUCAGAUAACAUACUACUGGAUUCUGAAUUUGAACCAAAGAUUGGAGACUUUGGAAUAGCAAAGUUGGUCUGUGAUACGGAUUCAAGCUCAACAAGGUCUGCAAUUGUUGGAACAUUGGGCUACAUAGCACCAGAGAAUGCAUACUCAACUCAGUUGACAGAGAAAUGUGAUGUCUACAGCUAUGGAGUGAUUCUGCUAGAAAUUCUUUGCAGAAAAUUGCCCGUAGACCCCUGCUUCCAGGAAGGCUUAGUUAUUGUCUCGUGGGCUAGACAGAACCUACAGGACAAUGAAGAAUACAUUUGCUUCCUUGAUGAGGAGAUCAGCCUAUGGGUCAAUGAUGAACAACAAAAGGCCCUCAGAUUGCUGGAACUGGCACUUCACUGCACACAAGCCAUGGCUGAUACGAGACCCUCCAUGAGGGAUGUAGUGGCAUCUCUAAUUAGGCUAAAUGAUAAAGCGUGAAAAAACCUGUAAACAACACAUAAAACCAAAGUUUUAGCUUUUACUGCAACAUCUCAUACUAUGUUUUUAUCAGAUUCUCAUUUUUGAGAGCAAUGCUGAUUACUGUGGACUGUGGCAUGACUGCUUAAGCAGCUAAUAACAGUUGCCGUCAUUGAGAA